AUGAAGAUUCUAUAUCUCUGUGUGUUAGCAGCAUGUUCGUGGACGUCCGAGUCACUCAUACGUAUACCCCUCACAAAGUGUAACUCCUUGAGACAAUCUAUGUCUGACUCAGAGGGGGAUUUCAGUCGUCUAUUCCAUGAUUCCUACUCCGACAACUUUGACGACGAUGACGCCAGUGGGUCCAGCAAAGUGGCUCUGAGGAACUAUGUUGAUGCUCAGUUCUAUGGAGAGAUUAGUUUAGGAACCCCACCUCAAAUGUUCAGGAUGACCUUUGACACUGGAUCCAACAAUCUCUGGGUGCCCUCUUCCAAGUGCUCCGUCGCUGACAUCACAUGCUUGAUUCACCGGAAAUACAAUGAUACCAAGUCCAGCACAUAUGUCAAGGGUGGAAGAAAGUUUUCAAUUCAUUAUGGACUGGGAAGUGUAACUGGGUACCUCAGCCAGGAUACGUGCACAAUUGGAAGUGUAUCCGUAAAAGAUCAGGUGUUUGGUGAGGCCGUCAAGAUAUAUGGAGCGAACUUCUUUGGUGCUAAGUUCGAUGGAGUUCUGGGAAUGUCUUACCCAACAGAUGAUGCCAUGAGCCCUGUCUUUGACAACAUAAUGAAAGAGAAGCUGUUGGCAGAGAAUGUUUUCUCCUUCUACCUCAACCACAGGAUCUCCUCCAACCAGCCAGGGGGACAGCUACUGCUGGGAGGGACUGACCCUGCAUACUACACUGGGGACUUCCACUAUGCCAACGUCACCACAAAGGACCUCUGGAACAUCCACAUGGACGGUUUGAGCAUUGGAGAGGAUGUCAAGCUGUGUAAAGGUGGCUGUGAGGCCAUGGUGGACACUGGCACCUCCCUGAUCCUAGGUCCCUAUGAUGAGAUCAGUGCUCUGCAGAAGGCUGUAGGAGCUGUGCCCUGGAACCGUGGAAAGUACACGGUUGACUGUGAGAAAGUGUCCUCCCUCCCCAGUGUCUCCUUCACUGUCAGUGGAAAGGUCUACCCUCUGAACGGAGAACAGUAUAUUCUCAGGUGGACUACGAAGGGAAGGAAAGUCUGCCUUUUAGGAUUUUUCCCCUCGGGCUUCCCUGGCUGGACCCUGGGAGAUAUCUUCAUUGGAGUUUACUACACAGUCUUUGACCGGGACAACGAUAGGGUGGGAUUUGCCAAAGCAAUAUAAGAGGAAGGGAAAGUGGAUACCUCUUCAGUUGCACAACUGAAUACAUUCAACCGAAAUGUGUCUUCUGCAUCCGCAUUUAAUCCAGACCUUCUAGAUAGUGAAAUAAUGUUGAAAAGAGUGUAACGCUAAAACACCUGAUGGUAAAAUAUACAGUAUAUACAAAUGGGAUGAGUAAUGCAAGAUAUGUAAACAUCAUUAAAGUGGCAUCAUUAAUGUGACAAGUGACACAUGAUUUCAAGUCUGUAUGUUGGCAGCAGCCUCUCUGUGUUAGUGAUGGCUGUUUAACAGUCUCUCGUGCUUUCAUAGAUUUAAAAUGAUUAUUUUAGAAUAACAAACUUGGUAAAAAAUUAUAUUUGUCCUUGAAAAGGAGGAUAAGCAGACAAGUAUCAUAACUCAUUUUCACAGCAUUCAGUCUUGUUUGUUUUAUGAGUAAGUGGGUGCAUUUUCCUGUCAUUUCCCUGGUUAAUCAUUACCUCUAUUUUAUAUUUUUGUGUGUAAAGAGAUGAAUGAAUCAAAUAAAGACUUUAACUCCCAGUUAUUUGGCAUUUGUGUGUAUGUCGUGUUAUUUCAGAGUAAUUGUAGCAGAUUGGGUGUAGUUGUGAAGUUGCACCAACAUUUGUGUGUAUAUCGUGUUAUUUCAGAGUAAUUGUAGCAGAUUGGGUGUAGUUGUGAAGUUGUACCAACAUUUGUGUGUAUAUCGUGUUAUUUCAGAGUAAUUGCAGCAGAUUGGGUGUAGUUGUGUAGUUGUACCAACAUGUGUGUGUAUAUCGUGUUAUUUCAGAGUAAUUGCAGCAGAUUGGGUGUAGUUGUGAAGUUGCACCAACAGCGAUGUUAAUCACAAUUUGUUAUGGCCUUGCUGUUGCUAUGUGGAAAUGAAUGUGCUUUCCUUUGACUUUUGAAUCACUUCAGUGCAUCCCCAUCUAUAUGGACUCAGCAUGCUUU
Oncorhynchus keta (chum salmon) is the source of this 2109-nucleotide messenger RNA. Its product is annotated as cathepsin D-like. Bases 1 to 1167 code for a protein of 388 amino acids. Lineage: Eukaryota; Metazoa; Chordata; Actinopteri; Salmoniformes; Salmonidae. The record is from RefSeq and is a predicted model, not a curated record. Gene Ontology annotation, molecular function: aspartic-type endopeptidase activity. Gene Ontology annotation, biological process: proteolysis. The transcript has 9 exons.